UGAUAAGUUUGACUGUUGUAUUUAUUUCAUUGUUGUCAUAUUUCUUGAAGAAAUCGCAAUUCAAAGUUAAAACUUGAAAGUCCUAAAUAAGAAUUCACAAAACUUUUUUAAUUAAUAGUAUCUUGCCUUCGCAUUAACAAUGACGAAUAAGGCUGUAAUAUUUUUUAUGCUGUCUGCUUUGCCUGCAGCUUUGUCUGUGAGGUGUUACCAAUGCGCAUCUUCACAAAAUCUAUAUGAAGAUACAUGUGGAGCUUAUAAAAGAUUUGAUACAGAUAGCCACAUAGCAGUCGAAUGCAAUAGCGAUGAAUCUCAUAUGCCCGGCUCUUUCUGUAUGAAGUUAACUCAACAGGGGCCUAAAGGAUUUAUUUGGGACGGUAGAUGGCGACAAGUGAUUAGACGUUGUGCUUCCGUUGCUGAAACAGGUGUUACAGGUGUUUGUAAUUGGGGAGUUUAUGAUAAUGGAGUGUAUUGGGAGGAAUGCUAUUGCUCAGCUGACGAGUGCAAUGGAUCUGUGACUAUACAAUCAAGUAUAGCAUUAAUCUUGGGUGUAAUGCUGACAACCUUAUAUAUUGUUACAUUAUCAUGAUCAUACUUCUUGAUCAUGCUAAAUAAUGGAGUAAGAAUAUCAUCUGUCCGUCCAAAUAGAAUAUCUGUUUUUAAUGAUGUUUUGUACUCAGUGUUAAGAGAUAAAUCUGUGAUAAGUAAUAUAAUUAUAUUACUUGCAAAUGAUUCCAUCCAUUUUUAUGACAUUCCGUCCAACUUUUAUAUUUAUAAGAAAUACAAGUAUGUAAAAAAAACUGUAAAUAAAAGACAGUUACAUAGUUAUUAAGUUUUCUGAUGGAUUUUGUUGAAAGCUAUGCAUUAACAUAAGUUUUAAGUGAUAUAUUAGAAUACCACAUUCUUUUUGUCUUCAAUCCACUGUAAUUUUUAAAGUUUCCUCAGGUUUUAAACAUGUUUGUUUGAAUUAUUACUGUCACUGGAUGGCAGAAAUAAUAAUCCAAAUUAUCAUUAAAUUAUAAUACUAAAUGUAUUCUUAAAAGUUACUUUUUAGAACUGUAUUUAAGUUUAUACAUAUACAUAAUGACUCACUAUGCUUGAUUUCUAUUAACAUAGUGUUAAUUUCACACAAGUAAUGUACAAUGCUCUUUUGUUAAAAUAUUUAGACUAUGCGUCAUACCAGUUACAUUAAUUAAGAGUUGAUAUUUUCUUAAUAAUUUGUUGUUGUUUACAUAUUCAAUGAAUGCAGAAAUAUUAUUGAAAUUUCAUUAAAUUUUUAUAAAAUUUUUA
Colias croceus (clouded yellow) is the source of this 1287-nucleotide messenger RNA. RefSeq lists its product as uncharacterized. NCBI's taxonomy places the organism in Eukaryota, Metazoa, Arthropoda, Insecta, Lepidoptera, Pieridae. Gene Ontology annotation, biological process: regulation of synaptic transmission, cholinergic; positive regulation of voltage-gated potassium channel activity; sleep. The record is from RefSeq and is a predicted model, not a curated record. Bases 140 to 586 code for a protein of 148 amino acids. The transcript has 3 exons.